AGAACGAGGAAAAGAGAGGAAAGCGUAAGAUAUUUGCAGUGUUACAGAUGGAGACAUGAUAAAAACUCAUGGCUGAACGUUUUCAGCGUACUCUCUCACGCAACCGUCACGCGCUCAUUUCUCCAUUUAUCGACCUCAUCAUCUCUCUUUCUUCCCAAUUUUAAAAAAUUCCACAAUUCCCCCUUUUUUCACUCACUUUCUCUCUGAUUUUGGAGGUUUGAUCGAUGGCGUUAUAUGGAUUCUCAAUGAAUCCAUGUUUAGAAAGUGUUGAAGUACGUCACUCCAAUGCCAAUUUGUCGACAACACUGAUUAAACCUAGGUGGUCUUGGUUCAAUCGGAAGUCAACUUGUUCUUUUAGGGAAUUGACGAAACAAUUAAAGGAAGUAAGAUGUUCGUCGUUUAGGAAAACUGUUUCGCCGAUGGAAUCAGAAAGGAAUGAUUUGAUUGUUGAUACACCAGUUUCCGGUGAAGAGGAAACGGGGCAUGUUACUAGGUUCAAGAUGUCUGAUUUUAUGAUUCUUGAUCGUGUUAGCGUUGGGCUUGCAGGCCGGGCAGAUGAGGUUAUUUCUGAAGCUAUAGUGAAAAAUUCAGCCAGCCCUUUGUAUAACUCGAGAGUCGUGCUUCGACGACUUACUAGUGCUCGAGCUCAACGUAGGGGAAGGCGAGCGAUAGAGGUAUUGAACAAGCUUGUUGGUCGUAGAAUUCUCUACCAUUCAUAUUCCAUGCAAGUUUAUGGUUAUGUUUCAUCACGUAAAGGUGGUAGUCAUAGCUCAUUCACUCUGGUCCAUGGGUAUCAUGGUAGCUUUUCGUUAAGACAUUGGCUUCGGCAACCCGACUGGCUUCCAACUUUGGAAGCAACUCUUGCAUUGGAUGAAGAAUCUGUUAGGAGAGUAGGAGAUGACUCGGUUGGGGGACCUGCAGUUUCUCGUCAGUUGAGGCUUACUAGAAUAUUGCUGCGGGACCUCUUAAUUGGAGUUAAUUACUUGCACUGUCAUGGGAUUGCGCAUACAGAGUUAAGGCUGGAAAAUGUACAUAUAAGCCCAGUUGAUAGACAUAUAAAGGUAGGAAUACUAGGAAAUGCUGCUGAUUUCUAUGAGGAUGGUUCCAAUAGAAGUGCAUCGGAUAGCAACAUGGAUAGGAGACAAAUGAUGAUUGCAUUUGACAUGAGGUGUGUUGGAUUUAUGAUGGCAAAGAUGGUGCUAAGAGAACUCAUGGAUCCCGUAAUCUUUACAAAGUUCAAAACCUUCCUUAUGAAGGGAAAUGACCCCUCAUGCUUGCGUGAAUUUCUUCUGCCAAUCCUCACUCGGAACUCUGCAACUGGAAAUAUUGGACUCCAGAUACUUGAUAGAAACUGGGGUGCAGGUUGGAACCUUCUAUCAUUGUUGCUUGCAGCCAAACGUUCUAAAAGAAUAAGUUGCAUAGAUGCUCUUAGGCAUCCAUUUUUAUGUGGACCAAGAUGGCGUGUGGUCCCAUCUAUGGAUAUUAUUAGAUGGGGUCUUGGGUCAACUGCAGUGAGAAUCACAGAGGAAUAUAUCUAUCGCACAGCUCAGCGUGAUAGGCUUGCCCACUUUAUUGAAUUAAUGGAGAUGUUGAAUCCCCAUUCAAGACCAAAGAACUGGCUAGAGCUUUUGCCCGGGAAAUGGCGUCUGUUAUACUCUACAGGAAGGCACAUAGGCUUAACUCUUCGCCAACCUCCUCUCCGUGUCCUCAUUGGCGAUGCAUACCUAACAAUUGCAAGACCUUCUAAGUCAAACACACGCCUUUCUGUAACAUCUGAAAUUGGAUUCACGGCCAUGAUGGGACACGAUUGGCCCCAUAACAAAAGGGGAAUCAAGGGGAAAUUGCAAGUGAACUCUUCAUCUAGUUUAAAAGCGGGGGAGCGACUAUAUCUUAACGAUAUGGCAAUGGAAGGAUUCUCUUUGGGACAAUCAAACUCCGAGAAGUCCAUAAUCGAGAAACUAUCUAGCAGAAAAUGGAGAAAAGUGAUCCCCUUCACGGAGUUACCAUCAAGUCUUCCUGUAGCUAAGCUCCUUCUGGACAACAUCGAGGUGUCAAUGACGCUUGAUGAAACAUUGAAACAGGGCGUUGAUGUUGCAAUAAACAUUGUUCAGGAAAUCCGAACACAGAUCCCCCCUGAAAUGUUUGAAUUGACAAAUAUCGUGUGUGGUACAUAUGUCGACUCGAGGAUGCUCGUCCUCCGUGGUGUAAAUGGCUCAGCACUAAUAUUUACAAGGUCAUGUGUAAAUGAAGAGUUGUAAUUAACAACGAUAUUAAAAUUUUUUAAACUGUUUCUCUUGAUCUGAUACAGUUUAGAUAAUGUAAGAUAAAGAGAAUCCCUUGUUCAA
This is a messenger RNA of Gossypium raimondii (Peruvian cotton), 2345 nucleotides long. Its product is annotated as probable plastid-lipid-associated protein 14, chloroplastic. Bases 225 to 2258 code for a protein of 677 amino acids. The transcript is spliced from 14 exons. Gene Ontology annotation, molecular function: ATP binding; protein kinase activity. The record is from RefSeq and is a predicted model, not a curated record. Lineage: Eukaryota; Viridiplantae; Streptophyta; Magnoliopsida; Malvales; Malvaceae. Gene Ontology annotation, biological process: protein phosphorylation.